Messenger RNA from Lingula anatina, 3388 nucleotides. RefSeq names its product voltage-dependent calcium channel subunit alpha-2/delta-2. The record is from RefSeq and is a predicted model, not a curated record. Gene Ontology annotation, molecular function: voltage-gated calcium channel activity. Lineage: Eukaryota; Metazoa; Brachiopoda; Lingulata; Lingulida; Lingulidae. Gene Ontology annotation, cellular component: voltage-gated calcium channel complex.
CUGGGAUGAGGUGGGAAAGUGGCACCACUUCCGUACUCAGGUGCUCAGUUGUCAGGCCAACAGAAUGGUGCCAGCCACCAAUGCUCACAGGAAGGAUCUCAUUGAGAAGAUAUAUGCACUUGAGGCUGGUGGCACCAGUGAAUUGGAGAAAGGCUUUGAGAUGGCCUUUGACUUGUUGAAUGGAAAAGCCAGAACAGGUUGCCAGUCCAUCCUGGUGUUUGUGACUGACGGCAAGGAUACAGAUGGUGAAAAUGUCAGGUGUGGACCAGGUUACUAUACCAGGAGUGGCUAUGUGCCGGGACCCAUAUGUAAAUAUAACUGGACUAAGGUGUGGGACACUGUCAAGAAUGAAAACCAGCAGAUGACACCUAAGGCCAGAAUAUUUAGCUACCUGACCAAAGAAGAUGGUGAAAUCUUCCCAGGGAAACUUGCCUGUGAACACAGGGGAAGUAUGAAGAGGAUAGACAGUGGAGAAAACCUUAUCUCAAAGAUGAGCAAUUAUUUCAACUUCCUCUCCUCUAAUGCAAUGAACACCAAGGGUCUGUGGACCUCCCCAUAUUUGGAUGCCUGGGGACUGGGACUACUGGUGUCUUAUGUUAUACCAGUAGUCAGCAACAUCACUGGGAAUACCAUAGGAGUGGUGGGAGUUGAUGCUACUAUAGAAGACCUGGAAAAUGUGCUGAAGAGAUACCAGUGGGGCUCUGUGUACUCAUUCCUGAUCAACAAAGAGGGAGAAACAAUAUUCCAUCCCUUCCUCAAACCAAGCACCAAUCUCCUGGAUGACCCCAUCUUUAUCCCCAUCUCUCAGCUGGAGCAGGACAAGGAGGGGCAUCCUACGGAGUUCUCCAAGGUCCUCUCUGAGAUGGUCCAGGGGGAAACGGGACAUCUCAGGAUUGAGAACGGCAGACGGGGAUCACCUAAGGGUGAUUUCAGGGCAGGAAUCAAAUAUGAGAUCAUGCCUUCAACAUAUUACUAUGGUGCUCUGAAUGAUUCAGAAUAUUCCUUUGCCUUCAGUCUGGCAGACACUGAUCAGGAAUUCAGAAGAUCUCAGGAGCCAGUAGACAAGACCAGGUUUCAUGCUCCAGUGAAUAAGAGCUACUUCAACCUUCUCAUUGAAUACAACAGUACCGUGGCUCGGAGAGAAGUUCCAGGGGCGUUUGAGUACCUCGAAGUCAAAUAUAACGAACCUAAAUAUCCAGGUUUACGUGUCACUUAUCUCCACUCCAGUAUAUUCCUAGCACCAAAGUGUUAUUGUGAUCCAAACAAGUACUUUUAUAACGACGACUUGGCACAGAAGACGGUGGAUGCUCAUCUGUGGAUGAACAGCGUAGAUGAGGAGAUGCCAGGAUGUGAGAAUAUGGAAAAUGGAAAAUAUGAAAAGGGUCUAAGAGCUGAUGUCCUGAUCACGCAGCCUAUAGAAGCCCAUUGGAGGAACAGGUCAUUUGAUUCUCUCAAUGAAGUGAAGUGGACAUAUGUAGGAAUGAGGACAGGGGUAUUCAGGACAUACCCAGGUCACAGGUCAACCAGGACAUAUGACCCCUCACAGCGACCUUGGUUCUUCCGCGCCAAGUCCACUCCUGACAAGACAUCCAUCUCCACCCCCUACAUGGACGCCGCGGGAGUGGGGAAGAUUGUCACCAUAUCGCAGGCUGUGUUUGAAGGCAUGACACCAAGAACCACGGAGAACUGCCAGAAUUAUUCCAAAACUGGGCCCUGGCCAGGCGGCUGUGUGUGUGACUCCGACUCAGAUUGUAUUGUAGGAAGAUGUUAUCUGAGCAAGGCCCCAGGCCAUAACCGAGAGCGUCGUCGCUGUGCCACAGAGCGUGUGGAGGCUAUCACGUGCUUGGACAUACUGUACAAUGACUUCCACAAGAACACCAUGGCUAUCAUGCAGGCCAGCGAUGGCAUCAAGUCGUGUGGGAUGAAGUAUGACUGUCCUGAUGGAGAGCCCGACUGUGAAACUAGAUGUUACCUGUUUGAUGACAGAGCAAACCUUAUAGCUGACCCAGACUUCCUGAAUGCCAGUAGCCUGGAUACCAGCAAGUAUAAAGGAGUGACAAUGGGGAAGAAACAAGGAGAAAUCAUGAGAGAGCUGAUUUAUAAGCAUGGGUUUUUCCAGCGGAAAGAAUCUCUAGACUUCCAGGGUUCCUGCAGUAUAUCGCCUUAUGCUCCCAAGGUCACAUUGGAAGGCACUCCCACCAAUCCAGAGGAACAGGACAACUAUUACAAGAACAAAGGCCCUAUCCCAAAGUUUUCCAACACAUAUGGGUGUAUUCAGGAUGUGGUCAGCUUUGAGGCAAACUCUUCUGCAUUAGGUCCAAGUCACAUGAUAACAGGCAAUGUGUCAGGUCCGUGUAUGUCUGGCUUCUACUAUGUGACAGAACUGCCUAAGACCAAUCUGUUUCUGCUGGUAAUUGAAGACUUCAAGGAAUACACUGAAACCAUCUUUUUUAAUUUCAACUGCAAAAUAGCAAGGAGUGUGGUCAACUCUGGAGCCUACAGGAUCAUCAAUGGCACCUGUGCUCACCAGGACGCGGCAGAGACCACCCUGGCAGACCAGGGGGUGUGUCCCGCACUGAGGGAUAUAGAGAUCCCAUGUACCUAUACCACAGCCACUCACACACAGGUCUCCUCAUGUGUUAUGACACUACUGCUGGUGGUAGCUGUGUAUGUUAUCCAGCACUAGGAAGGGGGGUGUCCAGUGAUGAGAAGUAUGGAAGUCCUAGGCACUGACAAUACUGCCAAUCUCCAAAAGGCCUCAGUUGUGUUCAUAAGAGUCAGGCCAUGGUGCAUUAUAGAGAAAUAAAUAAUAUUGUAUAAUGUUCAUGUAGCUACGUUGAAAAGUGCAGCAGUUUAAGCAGGUGUUCCAUGUUAGUUCCUCAGUAUGGAAUGGAGGUUUUACAAUUACAGAACUUUUCAUAGUGCCAGUUUUCAUAUGCUAGUUUAUAAGAGCUGGCAGAACGUAAAAUAUUUGAACUUGUUCUUGGCACUUCUAAUAAAUGUUGGUGAAGUACAUGUAUGUUGAUCAGUGUUUAUAAAUGUUUAUGAUCAUGUUAAAUAUUUAUAGUAAGUUUUUACAGAUUUAAACAUAUCUCAAUAUUUCAAUUUGGACAUAUCCCAAUAUUUCAAGUUAAAGUGCAAUACUCAGUCGAUUUUUUUUACGUGACUGUAUUUUGGUCUCAGUUUCUAUCAUAACAAAUAUUCAUAUUACAGAACAUGUAUAUUAGAUUCGUUUAUUUUCUUUAUAAACUUACACACACACACAAAUAGUUUUUCAUAAUUAUUUAAGGAUGUUAGUAUAGCUUUUUAGUAUAGUCUUUUUCAACAUGUUUACAGUGUAGUAAAUAUACAGGUCAUAUGUAGCUCAACAGAAAUUACCAAAGACAUU